GACCUGUGUGCCGCCUCCGACUUCUUAUUAAUGCCCCAAAUGAAUGUUCAGCCGGUCCCAAUCCAGUCUCCGGGGCCUUUACCCCCCGCUACCAUUGGGCUUAUUUUGGGCCGAGGUUCCUUGACCUUACAAGGACUCAUUGUGUAUCCUGGAAUCGUAGAUCCAUAUCAUAAGAAAGAAUUCCAGGUCCUCCGCUCCAGCCCUCGGGGCAUGUUCUCCAUAAAGCAGGGAGAUAGGAUCGCACAAUUAGUGCUACUGCCCUCCCCUGGGGAUAGAGAGAAUUACACCUCCCAAAAAAGAGCCAUGGGGUCUACUGGUAAUGAUUCAGCAUAUCUGGCCAUACCCCUAGAUGAGAGACCAACUAUGAAACUAUUGGUUAACGGAAAAGAAUUUGAGGGGAUUACAGAUACAGGGGCAGACAAGAGCAUCAUUUCAUUGCAUUGGUGGCCAAAAUCCUGGCCUACUGUGGUUUCAUCUCAUUCUCUUCAAAGCCUUGGAUAUCAAUCCUCUCCAGCCAUUAGUGCUGUGGCCCUGGUCUGGUGGAGCACUGAGGGCAGGCAGGGAUGCUUUACCCCUUAUGUUUUGCCCCUCCCGGUAAAUUUGUGGGGGCGAGAUGUGUUACAAGCCAUGGGCAUGACCCUGACCAAUGAGUAUUCCCCUCAGACAUCAUCUAUAAUGACAAAAAUGGGCUAUAUACCAGGAAGGGGCCUGGGCAGAAGGGAGCAAGGUAGAAUAGAGCCCAUUGAACAAAAAGGGAAUCAAAGCGGAAAAGGACUGGGUUUUAUUUAGAGGCCGUUGAGGCUUCACGACCCAUACCAUGGAAUACAGAGGACCCGGUAUGGGUCUCUCAAUGGCCAUUAUCCUCUGAAAAGCUGGAAGCAGUCACAAGACUUAUACAGGAGCAAGAACAGUUGGGGCAUUUAGAA
Molecule: messenger RNA, 926 nt
Organism: Cricetulus griseus (Chinese hamster)
Lineage: Eukaryota; Metazoa; Chordata; Mammalia; Rodentia; Cricetidae
Source: RefSeq, a predicted model, not a curated record